AUGGCUGCUUCUACCGUGACUACCGAAACCCGGAUUACGGCCGACAACAUCCUCCGUCUCUUCCCCGACAUCGAUACCAGCUCUGAGGCUCUGGAGGGCCAUGAUGAGGAGCAGAUCCGGUUGAUGGACGAGGUGUGCAUCGUGCUGGACGAGAAUGACGUGCCAAUUGGGACGGCUAGCAAGAAGCUGUGCCACCUUAUGACAAACAUCGACAAGGGGCUUCUGCACCGUGCCUUCUCCGUCUUUCUCUUCAAUGAGAAGAAUGAACUGCUCCUGCAACAGCGUGCUUCCGAGAAGAUUACUUUUCCCAACAUGUGGACGAAUACCUGCUGCUCCCACCCCCUAAAUGUCUCGAAUGAGACGGGCUCGACUCUCGAGGCCGCCAUUUUGGGCGUCAAACAUGCUGCCCAGCGGAAACUCGAGCACGAGCUUGGUAUUAAGAAGGAGCAGGUCCCUCUGGAGAAGUUCCGCUUUCUUACCCGUAUCCACUACAAGGCUCCAAGCGAUGGGAAAUGGGGUGAGCACGAAAUUGAUUAUAUCCUCUUCAUCAAGGCCAAUGUCGAUCUCAACAUCAACAAGAACGAGGUCCAAGCCACGAGAUAUGUAACGCCCGAGGAGCUCAAGCAGCUGUUCCAGGACCCGACGCUCAAGUUCACUCCUUGGUUCAAGCUCAUCUGCCAGUCGAUGCUGUUCGAGUGGUGGGCGCACCUCGAAUCGGGCCUCGAAAAGUUCGAGAACGAGCAACAGAUCCGGCGCAUGUGA
Thermochaetoides thermophila DSM 1495 is the source of this 762-nucleotide messenger RNA. RefSeq names its product isopentenyl-diphosphate delta-isomerase-like protein. Bases 1 to 762 code for a protein of 253 amino acids. Gene Ontology annotation, biological process: isoprenoid biosynthetic process; isopentenyl diphosphate biosynthetic process. Gene Ontology annotation, cellular component: cytoplasm. The transcript is spliced from 3 exons. NCBI's taxonomy places the organism in Eukaryota, Fungi, Ascomycota, Sordariomycetes, Sordariales, Chaetomiaceae. The record is from RefSeq and is a predicted model, not a curated record. Gene Ontology annotation, molecular function: isopentenyl-diphosphate delta-isomerase activity.